Molecule: messenger RNA, 1308 nt
Organism: Ostreobium quekettii
Lineage: Eukaryota; Viridiplantae; Chlorophyta; Ulvophyceae; Bryopsidales; Ostreobiaceae
Source: the annotation of a GenBank genome assembly
AUGGUGGAGCGCGUGUUCUCCCUCGCGGACUACGCGUCGGCCCAGUUCAAGGCCCUGCUGGACGGCGGCGACUACACCGACAUCACGCUGCUGGUGUCCGUGGCCGGCGAGGAUGGCAAGUUCGUGAUCGACCCCGUGAAGAGCCACAAGCUGGUGCUGGGGGCAUGGAGCCCCGUCCUGAGGUCCAUGAUGGAGAAGGCGGCUAGGGAUGGGCACCCCAAUUGGGUACGGCUGACGGGGUACGAGCCCGCCGCAUUGAAGGGCAUGAUUGAAACGUUCUACACUGGGAAGUUCACCCUGACGGUGGACAGGGUGUGGGCGACGCGGAAGGUUGCAGUGCAGUUGGACGUCCAGCCAGUGGUCAAGCAGUGUGAUACUUAUCUGCAAUCAAACAUCACCAUGGACACAUGCAUUGAAUGGGUGAUGCUUGCCAGAGAGAAUGGUGCAGACGAUUUUGCAAACCAAUGUCUGGCGAUGAUGGGACGAUGUUUCAACGCCCUCAGGGAGCAAGAUGCCUUCCUGGCCAUGGAUUCCCAACUGCUUCUCCAGCUUUUGGACUCACAUCAGUUGCAGGCAGUCUCUGAGUACUCUGUCUUGACGGCAGCCCUCAGGUGGGUGAAUCAUGACCCAGGCAAUAGACAGGAGUUGAUUCCUGAAAUCUCAAAGCGAAUCAGGUUCCACUUGAUGUCUGCAGAGGACAAACGGAAGCUGCUGAAUGGGACCCACAGCGCAAAGGACUUGCCGAGGGAGGCUCGUGAGAAGUUCAAUGAGGUGGUGAAGAGCAACCUCAAGACAAGCAGUCUCAGAGAGAUUAAUGUGCCAAGGAAUGGGGUGUUGCGAAGGGGCAUUGUAGUGGACAUGCCCAUCGAUGAGAUCCGUGAGGUUGGGUGGAAGUUGGUGUAUGGGCAGCCCUACAUGAGCCACACAAGCGUCAAGGACUUGGAGAACAUAGAAGGGGAUUACCUGAUGGUGGCUGCGAGCCGCAAGGGUGAGCGCAAGAUAAAGCUGUGUGCUAUGGGCCGGAGGGACAAGAUCCUCACGCAGACACGAGGGAAUGAAGUCACAUUUGAAAAUGGCACGUUUUGGUACUACUGCCCUGACAGAGCAUUUGGCUUUGCGCCCAAUGCGCACAUCGACCUGAACAUUGCGGACACUGUGGAUGAGGAUGGGGACAAAAGGCUGAGCUGGCACUUGCAUGAGAGGAGAGACUCAUCUGGCGAUGCCGGAGGUUUCAGGGCAGGCAUGCUGAAGAAUAUCAAUGAGGAGACGCAAUGGGUUAAGCUGGUGUUCUCAUUAAAAGCGGAGUGA